Funneliformis geosporum is the source of this 1044-nucleotide messenger RNA. The record is from the annotation of a GenBank genome assembly. NCBI's taxonomy places the organism in Eukaryota, Fungi, Glomeromycota, Glomeromycetes, Glomerales, Glomeraceae.
AUGCUUACUGAGGGAAAAAUUUCAACACCAAAGGAAUGGCUGUUUGUACAGCUUCAAAUGAAUGAUUCUGAAUUCCGACAGAUCUUAGAUCCUAAAGAUUAUGAUACUCUUACUAUAAUUACACUUAUUAACAAGAUUAAUACAUGUCUCAAAAUAAAUUAUCUAACUUUAAUAUUUGAUGAGACGCAAGUUCUAUGUAGACCCGAAUAUGGAAAAUACCAAGGGAGUUCAUGUUGGGAAGUCCCAGAUUUGCAUGCUCAUAUUGUGUUAAAGCUUCCAUUCCUAUCACAUGAUGAUAUCCUGCAGAACCUUGAUGCGCUGUUGAUAACAGAGCAAAAAUCGAAUGAUAAAACGAAAGAUCAAGUGAUACGAGAACAUAUUCAGUUGUGGUAUAAACAUAUUUGUUCUGACAUUUGGAAAUUGCGUGUAAAUCUUUUAAAUCUUUUGUUCAAGGAAGCCAUAGAACUUCUUCAGCAUAGCAUCAUUCCUUGUCAGUCACUAGAAUGCGUUGUUCUUGGCCCUGAUGAUACGAUCUCUGGGAAAAUCGAAAUCAACCCAUUUCUUGAACCUUACCUCGUUGACAGCAUUGGAUUAUUUCUUAAAAAUACAAGAGGAAAAACCAUGUUUAUUACUACUUCCAAUCUAUCAGGAGGAGUUCCAAUAGCCAAAUAUGUUAUGGACAUAACCUAUUGUUCUUAUGCAAUUCAACCAGAUAUAUACUCAGGAUCAGAUGUGGUGGUUUCUUUCAUCGAUAAUGAACAAAAUGUGGUGCUAUUAUCGGCAAGCUGUUCAGUUUCUGGUAGUCCCGUUAAAUCAAAGCGCCUCCAAAUUGGUCUUGAUAUUUUACCGAAUGAUUCCAAAGCUAAUGAAGAAGACAACCUAGACAACUUAGAAAAUUACCGGAUAUCCAAGGUCUCUGAGCGUGCCGAGUAUCACGAGCAAAUCAAAACUUCUACAAAUAAUCGAAAACAUAUUUAUGUUUCAGUGUUGAUUCCUCAUAGAUCUAGCAAAAGAUCCGGUUCAAUAAAUAUGGUGAUCUCGUGA